GCGGUGCCGGCGCUGAGGGCAGAUCCGGCGGAAGGCGGCGGCGGCGGGCCGGUGCGGCGGCGUGGGUCUUCCCGUAGGGAUGGUGCAGGACCCGCGGGGGCGGCUUGUGGCGGAGCUGCUGCUGCGGGCGGGGCCGGCCCACAGCAUCCUCUGCCUCUGCUCCCGCGCCUUCGUCGAAGAUCGAAGAUUAUAUAAACUGGGAUUAAAAGGAUUUUAUGUCAAAGAUGACAAUGACAGUACAGGGGAGGAACAAGCAUCUGAAGAGGAGAACCGUUGUCCCAAUGCUACAUUAAAGGUGAAUAUUAAUCAUGCUCUUGACCUGGAAGAAGUUGAACUAGACUCGGAGGCCGAGCUCAUGAAGAGUAUGGGAUUGCCUCUUCAGUUUGGUGGGCAGUCAGCCCACAGGGAUAUUGUGGCAACAGAAAAUUAUAGAAAGAGGAGUAACAUGAAGAUUAUGAAAAAGAAAAAGAAGAAGAAAAAAGAGUUACAGAAAAAACAUGAGGAUAAAAUGGGACAGGAAUGCCAGGAUCAAGCGUGUGAUGGUCGUAUCCAGUCCAUUCCUGGUGAGCUGGCCCUAGCUACAGAGCAGUGUGAGAAGAGCAGCAAACCUCAGGAUGUAAGUGAAGGGAACUGUGAAAGUUCAGAAAGUCUUGCAAGUAAGGCUUUACCCAGUGAACUUAAAGAAAAAUGGGAGAAGUACUGGAGCGAGUAUGGAGAGGGCCUUCUUUGGCAAAGUUGGCUGGAGAAGCAUCAGGAGGUCUCAUCGUCUGAGACCACCACAGCUUCUGAGCCUUGGAAUAGUCCGGACACCAUGGAGGAGUGGGAGCAGCAUUACAGUGAACUGUACUGGUAUUACUGGGAGCAGUUUCAGUACUGGACAAGUCAAGGAUGGACUAUUGAGAGCUCACACGGUGAUGUCGUGGAAGCUAAUGGGGUUACCCAGGAGACACGUUUUUCAGAAAAAAUGGACUUGGUUAACCAAGGGGCUGAACGCAGUGAAGCGCUGAGCUUGGAGCUGUCUCCCUCUGUCACCAGAAGCGAAGAAACACUCCCUUCAAGCGCUGAACCCCACAGUGAAAUAAUCUCUGGGAUUUGUAAUUUAAAUCUGAAUUUGGAGGAAGUGGAGCAGAGCAGUGCCACUCUAACAGUAGCCCACCAAGGUCCUCAAGAGCGUAGUUCAUCUGACAGUGAAAGCCGGAAGGAGCCCUGUGAUGGAGCAAACAGGAAAAGGAGUGCAUCUUGUGAAAAUAAAAGCGUUAACCAGUCAGGUUCACAGGGGUCAUGUAGCUCGAAUUCAAAUGACAAAGAACAGUUGCUGCUUCGUGACCAAGAUGAAGAUGAGGAUGAAGAGCCCCCUGAAUACAGACAUGCCAAAAUCAAGAGAAGCCAUGAACUGGACGUGGAUGAGAACCCAGUAGAAGAUCCUGAGGAGACCUGCUCUGUUUUGGGUUUCAAGUGUGGCACAGGACAAAAGUAUGGUGGAAUUCCAGAUUUCACCCACCGAAGUGUGCAGUACUUGGAGAAAAAGGCAAAACUCACGUCCCGAUUCUUGGAUAUGCGUAAACCAAGGAAGAGCAAAACCACACACAUCUUCUUUACAGAGGAAUCUGAAACAUCUUGCAAAAAAAGUAAAACUUUGAAAAAGGUGGAGAAGUUCUUAAAGCGGGUUAAUAAGCCUGGGGAGGAAGCCACAUCCCAGACAACCUGCCCUCAGCGUAAAGCGGAAGCAUCAUCCUCGAGCAGCGACUCGGAGGAUCAGGAAGGUGUUACUGCCACACAAACUGUGACACUGAAUGCUGAAAACCAAGAGCCACCAUCCUCCAGCGUGGUCUUCACAGAACCUGGAGGGAGUAACCUUGAAGAGGAAGCACAGGAUGCAGCAGCAAGUGGCUCCAGUGGCCAGGCUGCCAGCAAGCAGGAGCAUGGCUGCGGGCGGCAGCUAGUCCCCUUGGAUAUUCCCGAUUAUCUCCGAGCAGAGACAGAGGAUGUCAGUGAAGCUGUAGAUGAAAAAAUUACCACAAAGAAGAAGGAGAAAAAAAGGAGGAGAAGGAAUAAAAUUGCGCUGGGAGCUAUACCUGCUGAGAUUGCUGCUGAUCCGGAGCUGGCCAAGUACUGGGCACAACGCUACCGGCUGUUCUCGCGGUUUGAUGAGGGAAUUAAACUAGACAGAGAGGGCUGGUUUUCUGUUACUCCUGAGAAAAUAGCUGAGCAUAUUGCCGUCCGCGUUAGCCAGUCAUUCAACUGCGAUAUCAUAGUGGAUGCAUUCUGUGGGGUUGGAGGAAACGCUAUUCAGUUUGCACUGACCUCAAAAAGAGUGAUCGCUAUUGAUAUUGAUCCCGAGAAGCUCAGUCUUGCACGGAACAAUGCUGAGGUCUACGGUGUGGCGGAUCAGAUAGAAUUCGUGUGCGGAGACUUCAUGGUGCUGGCUGCCGACCUGCAAGCAGAUGUUGUGUUCCUCAGCCCACCCUGGGGGGGCCCUGACUAUGCCACUGCCGAAAUCUUCGAUAUCCAAACCAUGAUUUGCCCAGACGGAUUUGAAAUCUUCAGGCUCUCCAAGAAGAUCACGAACAAUAUUGUGUAUUUUCUACCUCGGAACGCCGACAUUGACCAGGUGGCUUCCUUAGCAGGGCCGGGAGGGAAAGUUGAAAUAGAACAAAAUUUUCUCAACAACAAACUGAAGACGAUAACAGCUUAUUUUGGUGAUCUAAUAAGGCAUGACACCUCUUGAACUCAGUGUGGGUUCUUCUAAACCCAGCCUCCCUGACUACUGCUUUGCUUAAGCUUUUGUACAGCUGGCUGGUCAAAAAUGACUUCAAGCCAUUUUCCGCUUUUAAUUUCUGUUUACAGAAAUUUGUUCUGUUUAUUGCUCCUGUCAAUAAAUGUUUUAUAAUAAUUUUCACAAAAUUGUAAACGUAGAGGAGCUGUGAAGAUAGGAAAAGAGACCUUUAUAAAAUGCAGUCUUGCGAGGUUCAAGUCCAAUCAGUUGAAGGGAAGUUCAGGAUUUUUUUUUGCAACUCUCGCAUGUGCUACUUCUGUACUUGCUCCAGUUUGGAGCAUUCACAGGGUCAAAAAGAAUAGCCUGGACGCCGCUGUGUGUCAAGAACUGCUCCCAGUGCUUGAGAAACAAAAGCAUCUGAACAUCAGGUGGAACUGGACGGUCAGCUGCACCACCAGAGGUUAACCCAGUUUCACCUCUCUGGCUCCCUGGGAAACCCUUUCAGCUUGUCUUUGUAGGACAAAGGUCCACAUACUUCUUAUCAGUGAGUGUUCCGGCUUGUUCCAGCACAGGGAGAGAAGCGGGACAUGUUUGUGGCUGGCAGCAGAGCUUUACCCUCUGGCUUUAUUUAUUUAAUUUUUUUUUUUCCUCCUUGCCAGCCCUCUUCAUUACAAAGAUAUUUUGAAGGAACCUUCGGACAGGAGGCUUGUCUCAGUAACCAGAGGGGCAUGUGUGUCCCCCUCUUUUUGAGGCCUUUUGGAUCCUGGCCCCGGGCUUCAGGGAGGGCAGAGGCAGCCUGGAUCUCUCUGGUGAGGGCUCUGUGCUCCCACUUGGGCUUUGGGGGGCAAGAGUGGCUUUUGGGCACGUCUCCAAGCAGGAGAGGAGGCAGGUGAGAUGCGUCUAGGGCAUGGAUAUGGAGCUCUCACUGACAUGCACUUACAGUAAGUACCCAAGACCAAUUUUGAACAUGUUUUUGAGGUAAGAGUGUAGGUGUAUAGUUCCUAAGAUAAUAAAUUAGUGCUGCUUCUCCUUUGCUUGGAGUGCAGCAGGAUGCUGAAUGCGGCAGAGACUAAGCACUAAACCAUGCAUUAGUGCUGAAAAACAAAACUCUCUAGAAUAACUGUGUAGAAUAACCAAAUAAGAGGAUUUUUUUUUUUUUCCCCUGUAAGGAAUGAAUUCCAGCUCUUCAAAUCGGUUGGACUGAAGCGUUUGUGUGUGUACGGGAUGUUAAAAAACACAUGUACAACCUGUCUCAGUGCAAGUUUGCGCAGUAAAAUAGCACUUGGGACAUCGUUGGGUUUUUUUCUAACUUUACUGUCCAUCCAGUACCAGACAAGUGCUAAACUGUUAAUGACCCUUACAUCCAUGCUUCAUGUAAGGUAUUUUAGAUAAUUUGACUGAUUUGUAUCACUGCAUUUUGCCGCUGUACUGUGGCAAGGAAGAAGUGCUGUAAUCAUGCCAGACUCUGUCAGUAUUUAAAGGGAAUAGUAAAGGAAAGAAAUAAUCUGCGCUUCAGUAUUCCUUAGAAGUUUGCUACUUGGAGGCAGGGGAGGUUGGCAAGGGUGCUAGUAUUACAGGAGGUCCAAACCUGCUGCAGCAGUGGCGCAUGAAUCUAAUGAUGCUGUUAAAUAUUCACUACAAGCUACAAAAAGAAAAAAAUCCAAGAAAGAGUCAUAAGGACAAAUGAGGAAUAAAUUACUUUAUACUGUGUAUGUCACAGUACUCUGUACACUAAAAUUUGACUAUAUUGGGCUCAUUACUGCUUACAGGAACACUGUGUCGUCCUCUUUGGUCCUCUCUUCCUCCCUAAAGUUAAGAGGACUAGCUGUAGAAGCAUUUUGAGAUCUUGCUGAUGUGGCUUCUGUGAAAGGAACUUCUAUGGGGGAAAUAACAGUGAAUUCACUUCUAUCUUCAGGAGAAUAGUCAGGUUUUGUUCAGUGCCAAAUAUGUAAAAUGUGGAAGCUGAAAUAUGACAUAAAAGGUCCAACA
Molecule: messenger RNA, 4705 nt
Organism: Chroicocephalus ridibundus (black-headed gull)
Lineage: Eukaryota; Metazoa; Chordata; Aves; Charadriiformes; Laridae
Gene: TGS1
Product: trimethylguanosine synthase 1
Exons: 13
Coding region: 80-2728 (882 amino acids)
Biological process (GO): 7-methylguanosine RNA capping; 7-methylguanosine cap hypermethylation
Cellular component (GO): nucleus
Molecular function (GO): RNA cap trimethylguanosine synthase activity
Source: RefSeq, a predicted model, not a curated record